This is a messenger RNA of Saccostrea cuccullata (small rock oyster), 1956 nucleotides long. RefSeq names its product alpha-1,6-mannosyl-glycoprotein 4-beta-N-acetylglucosaminyltransferase-like. Bases 187 to 1698 code for a protein of 503 amino acids. Gene Ontology annotation, molecular function: acetylglucosaminyltransferase activity. NCBI's taxonomy places the organism in Eukaryota, Metazoa, Mollusca, Bivalvia, Ostreida, Ostreidae. Gene Ontology annotation, biological process: protein N-linked glycosylation. The transcript has 7 exons. The record is from RefSeq and is a predicted model, not a curated record.
CUUAAGGGUUUCAUAAGUCAUCUCUUCAUAUGGCAGGUAUAAAAGAUGUGAUAAGUCAUAUCUCAGGAAAGCGUAAGGAAGUGCAUCAAGAGUUCAACUGUUCAGAAGCAUAAAGGGACAGGAAGAGCAAAUUUGUGGAAUAUAUCGAUCUGCUUAACAUCCAAAUGUUAAUGCUAAUAUUUACGGAUGCGAAGGAUGCGGGUUUCACUGAAGAGCAUUUUUAACUUGGUAUGCACUGCAUUUGCUGUGUACACCCUUUUAUUCAUCUUAAACAUCUUGUCUUCGUCCCCUCAUCAAAGAACAAAUACCAAUGCAGUUUUAAAAACGUUGCGCCAAGAGGCAGAAAAUGAGCAGAUGACUGUCAAGUCUACUGUUAAAACAGACAUCACAAUCAGAAAUGAUAUUAUAGACGAUAUCCCUGAAGCAAUAACUGAAGAGAAUGCUCAUGAAUUUGACCGUAAAUUGCUGCAAGACAUGUUCUUUAAAAUAAAUCACAAAGAGGCACUACUUUAUGGAAAAUUCAGAGAGAAAAAAGGAUUUCUUACUAUUGGUAUACCAUCUGUAAAACGAAAAGACGUUUCCUACUUGGACACCACCCUGGCAUCUCUAAUCGAGCACUCUCUUCCCCAUGAACGUGAGCAUGUGGUGAUAGUACUUUUUUUAACGGACAGUAAUCAUACGUGGGUUGUAGAACGAGCAAACGAAAUAUAUAAACAGUAUAAAAAACACGUACAAAGUGGCUUUCUGCAGAUUGUUCAUCCACCGCAUAUAGCAUAUCCAAACUUCCAAUAUCUGGAGAGAAAAUAUAAUGACAGUAUGACAAGAGUGGCUUGGAGGAGUAAACAGAAUCUGGACUAUUCUUACCUGAUGACCUACUCCAGAAAUAUGUCACAAUACUAUCUACAGCUCGAAGAUGACGUCAUCACUACAACGGGAUAUCUUUCCAAAAUCAAAUCAUUUAUUAGCCAAAAUUCAAAGAAAACAUGGUUAUUUCUUCGUUUUUCUAAAUUGGGGUUUAUCGGCGUUCUCUUUAAAAGUUUCGAUUUACCUAAAGUAGCUGAAUUUUUAUUGGUUCUUUUCGAUGAAAUUCCAGGUGAUUUGUUAAUAAAUGAACUGAAGCGUAUCAAAGGUCAACAAAAGGACAUUCGCAAAAGACCUUCAUUAUUUCAACAUCUUGGAUUGAUUUCUUCUUUGGAAAAUAAGAUUCAAAAGAUCCAAGAUAAAGAUUUUCCUGGAUAUGUCAAACGUAAGAGUAUAGGAUGGACACCGGAAUCCAAAAAUCCAGAAGCCGAAAUUUAUACAAACAUGUCGGCUUACAAGACUUUCCAACCAGAGGCAGCAUAUUAUCCUGAAGAUAAAAACGAUUACUUCUGGGCUGUGAAUCCUAGGAACGCGACUUUUUACAGAAUAAUUUUCAAGAAACCUUUAAAUAUCACAACAAUAUCUAUAAAAAGCGGCAAUGAAAAACAUAAAGAUGACAAAUUGACGUCAGCUUCCGUCAGUGUGUCUUCUUUUGUUCAAUCAAAAAGUGACAGAUGUGAAAAGAGGACUAAGAUAGGAUUAUUUGAACAAGGAGAUUUUGUUUUUAAUUCAACUAAUAGUAAACUUUUGAACAACAUUCGAUGUGUGUCUAUUGAUAUUCACGAAGACCAAAAGACAUGGGUGGUUCUACGUGAUAUCAUAAUAAAAACAAGGUGAUAUUAACAAAAAGGUCGACUUUUCUAUCUGUGUUCAAUUCUAUAUUUUAUCUACCCUUACUACCCAAGGCCUCGUCUUUCAAGUAGACUGCAAAUUUUCAACUUGCGUUGUUUCUUAUAUUUAAUUGUCAUGUAUUUUAUUGUCAUGAGCAUUUUUUUUAUUAUUUUGUUUUGCAAUAUUCUAAAUGUUCUUCAAUGUUGCAUAUUGUAAGAAACUUUGAUUAAUAAUAUUGUUUAAUAAAAGAAAAUAUUAAAUAAA